Molecule: messenger RNA, 1818 nt
Organism: Adineta steineri
Lineage: Eukaryota; Metazoa; Rotifera; Eurotatoria; Adinetida; Adinetidae
Source: the annotation of a GenBank genome assembly
AUGAUUCUUACUGAUCGUUCUCUUGGUCAUGAAACUGCACGUCGUCGUGGAGUUGAUUUUAUAAGUGAUCAAUCAUCAAUGCCGGGUCGAUCAGGUCGGCAUCAGUCUGUUGUUACUCAUGGUACAAUUCUCGAUUCAUUGAGUAAUACAGCCGGUUCUUUGUCAUUUGAUGAUGACCAAAAUAGAUUAUCUGUUGUCAGUUGUCUUGUACCUGCUAGCGUAAAUGUUGCUGCAAGGGCAUUCUCUCGACCACUCGAUGAAGAGUUAACAGUAGAAGAACAAUUACAAGCAUCAAAACAUCCUGAUUAUGAAUCAACUGAACGUGUUGUUAUAAAUGUAUCAGGAUUAAAAUUUGAAACACAAUUACAAACAUUAAAUAAUUUUCCUCGUACACUUUUGGGUAAUCCUUCACGACGUGUUCGUUAUUUCGAUCCAUUACGUAAUGAAUAUUUUUUUGAUCGAAAUCGACCAAGUUUCGAUGCUAUUCUUUAUUAUUAUCAAUCUGGUGGUCGACUUCGACGACCAAAUCAUGUCCCAAUUGAUGUAUUUACCGAAGAGAUUAAAUUUUUUGAAUUAGGUGAAGAUGCAUUUAAUAAAUUUCGUGAAGAUGAAGGUUUUAUUAAAGAAGAAGAACGUAUAUUACCAAAACCAGAAGUACAACGUAAAAUCUGGCUAUUAUUCGAAUAUCCUGAAACAUCCAAUUGGGCACGUGUUAUUGCUAUUAUUUCUGUCACAGUUAUUCUCAUGUCAAUUGUCAUAUUUUGUCUGGAAACACUUCCUAAUUUUAAACGUUAUCGUGUUCGACCAGCUGAUAAUACAACAUAUGAUUCUUCUCGAUUAACGAUUGAAGAAGAUGAUAUACCUGAAUUAACAGAACCAUUUUUUAUUAUUGAAACAUGUUGUAUUGUAUGGUUUUCCUUUGAACUUAUUGUUCGUCUAUUAUCAUGUCCAUUGAAACUUGUCUUUCUUAAAUCUAUGAUGAACAUUAUUGAUAUCGUUGCUAUUAUGCCCUAUUUUAUUACAUUAUUUACCAUCUUAGCUGAAGAAAAAACAAAAUCAAAUCAAGCUAUGUCAUUAGCUAUAUUACGUGUUAUACGUCUCGUUCGAGUUUUUCGUAUAUUUAAAUUAUCAAGACAUUCAAAAGGUUUACAAAUUCUAGGUCAAACAUUACGUGCAAGUAUGCAAGAAUUAGCACUACUAGUAUUUUUUCUAUUUAUUGGUGUCAUAUUAUUUUCUUCUGCGGUUUAUUUUGCUGAACAAAGUGAACCGGAAUCAUUUUUUAAAUCUAUACCAGAUGCAUUCUGGUGGGCAAUGAUAACAAUGACAACAGUUGGAUAUGGAGAUAUGCGUCCAGUUGGUAUAUUUGGUAAAAUUGUUGGUUCAAUGUGUGCUAUUGCAGGUGUAUUAACAAUAGCCUUACCUGUACCUGUUAUUGUAUCGAAUUUUAAUUAUUUUUAUCAUCGAGAUAUUGAUUCUGAAGAACAAAAAGAUAUCAAAUAUACAAGUGCUACUGGUAAUUCCAAUCCACCAGGUGGUGAUAUCAAUAAUGAAUUAUUUGCAUUAACAAUGUCAACAAGUGUUGGAGGACAAAAGAAAAAAUCUGUUUCAUCAUCGGAUACUUGUCAUCAUUUAGAUGAAUCCGAUGCAUUUCUACAUUCGUAUUGCACGGGUGACGAUCCAAUAUUUCGUUCACCAACUGCUAAUCAUAGAAAUAGUAGAACGUCACCAACACAACAGCUAAUACAACGAAAAACUUCAUCAAUGAAUAAUAAUUUAACUUCAUCGAAUGAACCACUUAAUGUUGAAACAGACGUGUAA